AUGAUGAAUGGAUAUGUGAGGAGAAUCAUCUCGUUGCUGCUGCUCGGCUUGGCACUCUACGUCAUUCCAAUAUCCUGCCAAUCUACGGAUAACCCAGCAUUCUGGGAAGGUGCACGAGUCUACAACGCUCAAGGGAAGCCUAUUGACAAUAGCACCAAAGACGACAUUAUCGCAAUCUCCCGAGACUUUCAAACAAUUUAUGGUCUCAAUGAACAACCAUUGUCUCCAUGGAGGAUACUUGUGGAUUAUUCGACUAGCUGCAACUCGACCAAUACAACAGUGGAGCAAUUAACGGCACUCAAUCAUGAUAAUCUCGGGUUCUAUUCUACGAUAAGAGACCUUUCGAUUAUAGGAUUGGUGGAGCGUGGUGGUGGUUGCAACUGGAGUGAAAAGGUUUACAUGGCUCGGUCGCUUUCAUCUGCCAUCAAUCUCAACCUUACAGCCAUUGUGAUAUCAGAUAACGAGAGACCCGCUUCAGCAGAUUAUAACCCGUAUCCAAUCACCACCAUCUCACAACAGAAAUACACUUUCACCAAUCCGCUUCCUGAUGAUCGUAACGCGACCCAUAUGCAGGAUAAUGAUUUACAUACCACUUUUGGCACGACUACUACACCUCCAAUUGGCAUCUACUUCAUUCCCAAAACCUAUGGCGAUCAUUUGCGGUCUCUAAUUGGUGACAAUACCACAGUUGGCAAUGAUGAGCGACCUUUAUUGCAAUUAUCUCUUAUAUUCUCCCCUAUACGGCUACAAUCAUCGGAGGGUGACGAUGCUAAUGUAUUUACUCGUGGCUAUUUAUCUUAUGUCAUCGCCCUCUCGGUCAUCUUAUUCGUGGCAAUUUGUGCAGGCUUUGUAUUUUUACGGUGGUGGCGUAUUCGAGAACGUAGAGCAGCAAGAGAAUACGAGGCACAACUUAGUGCUCAUGCAGCCAACAUGCAAAUGCGACGAAAAAGCAAGCCCUUGCCUGUCAACAUUGUUAAUGCGAUCCCUAUUGCACAUUAUACGGAGGCUACUGUCAAGAAUCCAAGUUGUGCGAUUUGCUUAGAGGAUUAUCAGGAGGGUGAAACAGAGGUGCGCAUUUUAGGAUGUGGUCAUGGAUUUUGUGUUUUAUGCAUAGAUCCAUGGCUUACACAAAAGUCGACAUUGUGCCCUAUUUGUAAGUGGGAUUGUUUACCAGAAGAAAUGCGCAAGUCAUCCACCGAUACAAGUGACAGCGGUGAUCAUUCCAAUACCACUACCACUGCUACUGCUACUGCUGCUGCCGCCGUAUCCAAUACCACAAUAGCUGCCAAUGCUGCACCAUCUUCAACCAGCCUAGCUUCCACACAAUUAGCACCAGCACCAUCAGCGGCACAACAAUCACAGGAGAAGAAUGCCACUUCAACUCAAGAUAAUGAUAAUGGCCAGCGAUCAGCUGAAAAUUCGGUUGCCACAAAGACAGCUGAUGAUGACAAAAACAAUGACAGCAAUCUAAAGAAUGACGCCACAACACCCAACACCGCUUUAGAAGAUCACGCGGCAUCAUCCUCAGGAAGCUCGAUACCAAAUCAAGCACCAUCACAGCAAAAGGAAACCAAAGAUGACAACGUCGUUGAUGAUGCAUCCAAGGAUGAUGAUCCUAUUACUACUACUUCCGCAACCUCUACAUCCGAUGACACACAACAUCAACAACAAGAUGGAAACAUCGAUCAUGGGACUGUAGAUACGACGACCCAAUCUCCACCAUCAUCAACGGCUGAAGAACACAAUGACACCACCACCACCACCACCAAGGAUAAUGAUGACAAUAGUCCACCAUCACCACAUGUCAAAUGA
Molecule: messenger RNA, 1812 nt
Organism: Lichtheimia ornata
Lineage: Eukaryota; Fungi; Mucoromycota; Mucoromycetes; Mucorales; Lichtheimiaceae
Exons: 4
Coding region: 1-1812 (603 amino acids)
Source: RefSeq, a predicted model, not a curated record